This is a messenger RNA of Aspergillus saccharolyticus JOP 1030-1, 1484 nucleotides long. Its product is annotated as serine/threonine/tyrosine protein kinase MPS1. Gene Ontology annotation, molecular function: protein serine/threonine kinase activity; ATP binding; protein serine/threonine/tyrosine kinase activity. The transcript has a single exon. NCBI's taxonomy places the organism in Eukaryota, Fungi, Ascomycota, Eurotiomycetes, Eurotiales, Aspergillaceae. The record is from RefSeq and is a predicted model, not a curated record. Gene Ontology annotation, cellular component: kinetochore; nucleus; spindle. Gene Ontology annotation, biological process: meiotic spindle assembly checkpoint signaling; protein localization to kinetochore; mitotic spindle assembly checkpoint signaling. The coding region runs from base 134 to 1108 and encodes 324 amino acids.
UGCCACAGCUACUGGCGGGGCAGCUACCGCGUCCCAUUCCCGCAAGAAACGCAAUCAAGUUUCAGUGAACCACAAGCAUUUCACCCGACUCGACUGCGUUGGCCGGGGAGGAAGCUCUCGUGUCUAUCGUGUAAUGGCUGAAAACUACAAGAUCUUUGCCCUGAAGAGAGUUAAUCUCGAAGAUGUUGAUCCUCUGACGUUGGCUGGUUACAAAGGCGAGAUCGAUCUGCUCAAAAAGCUUGAGAACCUGGACCGUGUCGUACGCCUCUUUGACUGGGAGUUGAAUUCGGACAAGCACACUCUGAGUGUACUGAUGGAGAUUGGUGAAUCCGACCUCGAGAAAGUGCUUAGCUACCGACUGAACGCGGAAGAUGCCCGGUUCGAUAUCAAUUUUACCCGGUACUACUGGAAGGAGAUGCUCGAAUGCGUACAAGCAGUACAUGACUACAAUGUCGUGCACUCGGAUCUGAAGCCCGCCAACUUUUUGCUUGUUCAGGGCAGAUUGAAGCUCAUCGACUUUGGUAUUGCGAACGCAAUCCAGGACAACACCGUCAACGUGCAUCGUGAACAGCAAGUUGGGACGCCAAAUUACAUGUCCCCCGAAGCUCUGAUUGACUCCAAUGCCUCCCUCGGCUUGCCGGCAAGCGUGGGGAAAAUGAUGAAGCUGGGUAAACCCAGUGAUGUUUGGAGUCUUGGAUGCAUCCUGUACAAAAUGGUCUACGGCCACCCCCCGUUUGCCAAGAUCGCCAAAUACUACGAACGGAUCAUGGCUAUUCCCAACCCCAAUGUGAAAAUCGAGUUCCCUUCCUUUGCGAUCGGGGGCGUUCCUGUACCCCCGGGUCUUAUUCGGACAUUGAAAGGGUGCCUCCAAAGAGACCAGACCCUGCGCCCGACCGUCGAAGAGCUCCUCAGCCAGCGCGAUCCCUUCCUGUACCCAGAUGCGCAGCUCGAGGCCGCCGUCCCCGUCACGCAAGAUAUGCUGAAUCGCAUCUUGGUCAACGUGGUCAACCACUGCCGCGUCCGCGGCAUACCCAAGGACGAAGAGCUCGCCGCCUGGCCGGCCGGCUUCUUUGCCAAGAUCAAAUCAGCCCUGGAAGAGGGUCCUUGAUCGCAAUCCAUGCUCACCCCACAUAAUUUCCCUAUGUUUUUGAUUUAGCCUCCUUCUUGGUAAACAUUACCAUCACUUUGAUAUCCUGAUCGAUCCCGGCGUUACCCAUUUUUACCAUCUUCCCUUCUUGUCCUCCCUCUUACCCGCCACCUAUAUUGGAUAGCAACGAACUUCUGGGCGCAAAGCUCGAAGUGACUCACCAUUUCCUUUACCUUGUCAUUCUGUGUGUCUCGCGCUUCAGCCCUAUUUGAUUUAGUUUUUUUUUUUCUUGAGGACAAGGGGCUUUGUUUGGUUGCAUGCAUUUGAGAAAGCUACGGCAAAUGACCCCGCAGCAAAAACACAGCAUGGUGUAUCUGGAGUUUCUCGCGUGAAUGUG